AUGUAUAUAAAGUUAUUGUGGUUCCUAUGUAUUACCAUUUUACCUGGAGUAAUCCUAUGCAUACCAACUAUCUUACCUCAUGCAAUAUCAAGUAGUCUAGGUCAUUUGGCAUCUAACGCGAUCAAUAAACAUGCUAAUACAAUAGCACAUAGUGCAGUACUAAGCCAUACUGCGAAUAUAAUAUCAUCUCAUGCGGCAAAGGCUAUAGUAGUUCAUGCUUCUCAUACUCCAGCCCAACAUAUUCAAAACCCUACUACUAUUCACUCAGACAACAUUAUUCGAUCUCAUUCAACUAAUGUCGCACAUUCAGCUAAUGUAGCUAAUUUUGGGAGUCAUUUAGUUCCAAGUACCCACCAGAAUUAUCUUGCAUCAUCAAGCUCUCAUGGAUCUAUAUCACAUGGCACAGGGGAUUCAACAAAAUUUGCCUUAAUACACCAUAACCUACAAUACAAUGCACAUCAUCCACUAUCAUAUACUUUUGCAGAAUCUACAUCAGGAAAAGAAAUCUCUACAUUAGAUAAAACUUCCUCUACAUCUACAGCUCCAAAUAUAAAAUCUGAUUCUAUAUUGGCAGCAAAUGUUAUAUCUGUAGUGCUGACAGGUAUACAGAUCGCUAUUUCAGUUACAGGAAUUAGUUUCACAAUUUAUCAUACUACCAAAAGUCGCAGAAGCAGGAAGCCAUAUUAUGUUAGGUAA
This is a messenger RNA of Cryptosporidium muris RN66, 696 nucleotides long. RefSeq lists its product as uncharacterized. The transcript has a single exon. The record is from RefSeq and is a predicted model, not a curated record. Lineage: Eukaryota; Apicomplexa; Conoidasida; Eucoccidiorida; Cryptosporidiidae. Bases 1 to 696 code for a protein of 231 amino acids.